Penicillium diatomitis is the source of this 2031-nucleotide messenger RNA. RefSeq lists its product as uncharacterized. Gene Ontology annotation, biological process: regulation of DNA-templated transcription. The transcript is spliced from 4 exons. Lineage: Eukaryota; Fungi; Ascomycota; Eurotiomycetes; Eurotiales; Aspergillaceae. Bases 1 to 2031 code for a protein of 676 amino acids. Gene Ontology annotation, cellular component: nucleus. The record is from RefSeq and is a predicted model, not a curated record. Gene Ontology annotation, molecular function: DNA-binding transcription factor activity, RNA polymerase II-specific; zinc ion binding.
AUGACCGAGAGAGUCCGACGAAAUGGGCAGCUGUCUGCGUGUGAGCCAUGUCGCAAGUCCAAACUCCGUUGCGAUCAUCACCGUCCGGUAUGUGGUAGAUGUGCUCGGCGACGUUUGACGGAGCAACAAUGCCUAUACCAUCCAGCUCCGAUGGCGAAACCACCCACUCCGCAAUCUUUGCGAGAAACGAUCCAUGUCCAGGAGACUUCGGUCUCGACCAGGCCGAGUCCAGGUCCUUACGAACUGGUCAAUGUGAACAGCAACUUGAUGUGUUUUGUAGACCCAAACGUCUCUCGUCCGAAUAGAUCUUGCACUUCCUUGACCAGGACCGGUGUAGCUCUCGGCGAGCCGACUCUGCCUGACCAAGACAGGAUCUGUCAAGGGGCAAAGACCUUGUCGGCGAUCAUACAACUGAGCUCCGAGAUAGGCGAAACACUGGAUUCGUUCUUCGCUUCUGAUCAGGACCUAUGCCUUCAUAACCCCUUGAUCAAGAUGGCUUGGGAUGCAACGAAUCGAAGCAUCCGGGACAUGGAGGGUACCAUGUCCUCUGCAGCGUUGGAAGAUAAGUCUCGAAUGAUCUUUGAGCAAACAUCUUCACGACUAGUAUUUCCCCCUGAUCCGGCGGAUCUACCAAGCGAGUUAUCAAAACAGUCUCUGCGCUGGGACCUGUUGGGAAUCCAUUGUGCUCAAUUCGGGAUUUUUCUGGGCGGAGAAAAAGACAAACUCGGCAAUAUAAGCGCCCAUCAGCCGUGGAAGACAGACCGUCGGACUCUGAUGUGCAGAGCAUUUGAAGCUUGUCUUCAAUGCGAAUCAUUCUGUGACAGCGUUGGCGCAAUCAAUGACUUGACGCUAUGGUUCCGCUCACUUACAGUUCUCUUUGCCACUUGGUGCUUUGGAGACGAUUCAUACCACGUGGUACGUCUGUUGGGCAGCAUGUCUUCCGUCUUCUUCGCCCUAGGUUUCCACAAGGGAGCCAACGCAGAUUCCUCGACACCCUACUACAUGGUCGAAACUCGUAAACGAGCUAUCGCCUGGGCCCAUGACCAUGAUAAAGUCUGGGCUACCUUCACAUCACGACCUGCUCAUAUCAGCCGCCACUUCUGCACGUUGGAGCUGCCGCUUGAGCUCCCGGACUCUGUGAUCAUGGGACCGCGUGAUGUCUUUCUCCAAGCUCGGGAGCAGCUAGACACAGACGGAUGGAACAAAGACGGGAUCUUUUAUCCUGUGUCACGCCAACGUGUUCUACUCCUACUGUCUGUCCCUCGCGAAGAAGCUCUAGAGCUCAAGAUUGGACCCACUACACACGAUCUCGAAGCCAGGGCAGAGCGCACCUUGAAAGGUUUGCAGUGCACCUGGAGGUCAAUACCCUCCCACGUGAAGUAUACCGAUGUUCGCGAGACUACAAGCGACCUGCAACGGAUCAUGUGCUUGCGGUAUCUUUGGCUAGAGUAUCUUUUCACGCAAUUUGUGCUCUACACAAUCCUUGCAAAUUAUAGUCAAGACAAAAGAGAGCAGCUGAUGAUCAUCGCUCAUGAGAUAGUCAUCACUGUGCUCCUUCCUGCUCGAACAAGAGACGCACUGCACAGCUAUAGAGCUGAUAUGGAAUGGGCCCUGGUAUUCUACGGCAUGCCCUGCGCCAGUGUACUGGUGCUAGAAUUACUGCGCCAAAACCAACAAGUCACCAAUUCGUACAACAUCAACCGAAGCAAGGUCAUUCAAGAUAUCAGUGUCUUGAUCACGUGCUGUGAUUCCUGGACCGAACCAGGCCAGAGCAAUUAUCAAACGUGCCGCCAAGCCCAGGCCAUUUUCUCCAAAAGCCUUGACUCUAUACUGAACCGAAGCCAGUCUGUUCACAGAGUCCUCGCCGAGGAGUCGAAUACGCAUGAUGCAGUGGAGUAUCAUGAUUCUUCGGGAUUUACGAGCCUUGACUCGGGCCAGGAUGCCGAGUGGACGGCUUGGCUUGACUCCCUGGGCCUACAGGGGGAUCUAUGGCAGUUACCAAGUGUUUCUACGCCCGAGCUUUUUUCUUGA